Molecule: messenger RNA, 2027 nt
Organism: Mizuhopecten yessoensis (Yesso scallop)
Lineage: Eukaryota; Metazoa; Mollusca; Bivalvia; Pectinida; Pectinidae
Exons: 5
Coding region: 38-1702 (554 amino acids)
Molecular function (GO): oxidoreductase activity
Source: RefSeq, a predicted model, not a curated record
CCACAGGUAAACGCCAAGGAAAUCGUCACUUACCAACAUGACUUCCCAAGUAGGAGGUUGCUUUGCUGCCCUGUGUGUUUUACAGUGUGUGCUUCUGGUUGCGUACGCAUCUACAAGUACCAGCACAACCACCACCAGUACCACCACAACACCUACCACUACCACUACCACUACAACUCCGGUGCCUAUAACUACUACGGUAAAACCGACUACUACAGAAGCGCCUUAUUUAGUAAAGGCUUACCCCGACUUGCGCAGCAGAGCUCCAAAGAAAAAUGACAGGAUCGCAAUCGUUGGCGCCACAAUUCAAGGGAUACAUUUAGCAGUUUCUUUGAUGGAUGCCGGUUUUCCUGAUGUGAAUGUGUAUGAGUCAAGUCGCAGAAUAGGUGGCGAGGGAUUUUCGGUUUACUUUAAUGGGCAGUCCUUUCUACUCGGGGAAACAUAUGUCUUUGAUGAAGAGGGGGUUGCGGCAAAAUUUAACAAGCGGUUUGAGUCUACAACGCUCAUGCCAGUACCUAACCCAUCGAUCUGGAUAAACAACACAACUAAGCUCUCGUUCAUGGAAUACCUGUUGAAGGUUGCGAAAGACGUCAGCCCAACUGCUAAUCUAAAUUCCGGUAAUAUUGUAAAACAUUACCAAACACUUCUGUCCACAUACAUGGCAGUCGUCAAAAACAAUUUUGGCGAUUAUAAAGGGCACAUGAUGCGCCGUCCACUCGACUCCGAACUUACGCGUCUUUCGAAAAAGAAUUUCUUAAAGUUAUUGCAAGACAAUAAAAUUGAAGCACUAAAGUCAGUGUUUCAAAUUAUGCUAUCCUCUAUCGGUGGCGGUGACAUCGCAGAACUUCCUGCUCUGUAUGGAUGUAUGUUCAUUAACAGUAGAAUGGCUACAGUACUGUAUGAAAAGCUUGGCAAUGGUAAACCAAUAGCCAGUGUUUUUAAGAAGGGAAUCCAGCAUGUCAUGGAAGAAGCUACCAAAAUGCUAAAUGUUGACGUGAAGUUUGAUCACGAAACGAACGAAAUUGACAGAAGUUCAAGAGGUUACUUUAACCUCUACUACAAAAAGGAAUAUGUUAAAACCGAUUCCAAAAAAUCAAGAUGUUCAAAGGGAUACUUUAAACGUAAAUUUGACCAUGUCUUCAUAGCUACAGAACCAUACGAAUUUAAAUCGCUCAUAACAAAACCAAAUGCUGAUUUGAUGAAUACGUUAGAUACCAUGACUUCAAAAUUUCAAACUUACAACCUAUUGAGGACAAAUAUCACUACUCCGGGUGAACGUCUGCAUGAACAGUUCGCAUUUAAUAACUAUGGAGAUUACAACGUUCAAUCUUGCUUGGAUAAUGUAAAACAUACGGGGCCAAAUGUCAAUCCAAACGAGAAGUUCACCGUUUGUUUACAAGAGUCUGAAUUAAGCAACCGCACACUGCUGGCGGAAGCAAUGUAUUCGCAUAUUACCGAAAUGGACUACAGUCUAAUGAAUCCCAACUCCAAUACUUCCGUCGAGGACACCCGAAAAUCGUUCCAACGCUGGGAAGUUGAAAUGUUUGGUAACAAAGAAAUGGCGACCGGAAAUCUGUGGAAGCUGAUGCACAAGCAGGGCGAAGACGGGUUGUGGAUCAUUAGCCGCGCUGCUAGCUUCCCAUAUGCGGAUGUCACAUUUGAUUAUAAUACUCGUUUACUGAAAUCGAUGGGUGUGAUUUAGAAAGUAGACAAUUAUUCAUACGUAAUAAAAACUAAUAGUCGGACUUGAGAGACAGGUCGCGUUGUACGUUAUACUAAAGCUAUGCUCCUAGAUACUGCUCGAGAUUUAAAUACAACAUUGGGCUUUACGGCACGAUCACAUCGACAGACUAUAUACAUGUCACCACGACAUGAAAGUGAUUCAAAGAACAAAACACAUAUACAUAGUGAUAUUCUAUCCUUCAGAUCGAAAUAAACUGUAAAUAUUAUACUUAUAUUAUACGUAUACCUGCCAUGAGUAAGUAUUGACCAGGAAAGCACACAAUUAAAAUUAUUUCGAAGAUCUC